UCUGUGACUCGCUCCAAUCAUCCCCCAAAAUCUAGCUGGCUAAGUAAAAGAAUGCAUUGCCUAUUUUGAUCGCAGAAUCAAUUUGGUAUCGAUAGACAACCCAUGGGCACAUAUCUCGUUUUGUUUGUGUCGACGAAGGUCAGGAAAAAUACCUUUCUAGGUUGUGCUACCUAAUGUUUUCCAGGUAGUUGGCUUAAUAGCCUCGAUGCACAGCACAGGGUUAGUUAUCAGUACAGUUAUUUAGCUAGCUAACGUUAGCUAUCUUUGCUUGAAGUGUGGGUUGCCUAUUGUGCUAGCUAGCCAGCUACCGUUAACCGCUAUCUGAUUUGCUGUGUUUGAAAUAUUUUCAUAUUUCUUUGAGUUGUCUUCAUUCUCAUCACCGGUGGAUAUGGGACUACUCUUUACCAAGCUGAUGACUGUCUUCGGAGACCGAGAACACAAAGUGAUCAUAGUGGGCCUGGACAAUGCUGGGAAGACCACUAUCCUCUACCAAUUCCUUACCAAAGAGGCGGUUCACACCUCCCCCACCAUUGGCAGUAACGUAGAGGAGAUCUCUGUACGCAAGACCCGCUUCCUGGUGUGGGACAUCGGAGGCCAGGAAAGCCUGAGAGCCAGCUGGAACUCCUACUACUGCAACACAGAGAUUGUGAUUCUGGUUGUGGACAGCACAGACCGCGAGCGCCUAAAUCUGAACAAAGAUGAACUUCACCGCAUGCUUGCACAUGAGGACCUACAGAAUGCUGCGAUUCUAGUUCUGGCCAACAAGCAGGACAUGAAGGACUCUAUGACAGUGGCAGAGAUCUCCCAGUGCCUCACCCUCAGCUCCAUCACAGCCCACUCCUGGCAUGUACAGGCCUGCUGUGCCCUCACAGGGGAGGGACUACCUGCCAGUCUGGACUGGAUGAGGUCUCGUGUCCUGGCCAGUUAGAACUCCUUCCGUGGGCUCAUCCCAAUUGGAACCAGGACAGCUAUCCUUUGAUCCAACAAACACAACCUCUCAGACGUCACAGCCAAAGCCACAGUGCCCAGAUCAGGAUCUCCACUAUCUGUAGUGACACUGCCCCUCUGAGCCCCAGGGGUGGCCCCAGUCCUGCCCUGUCACCCUCAUGCCUUACCCAGCCCUUAGUGUGUAUGCCAGGGCUGACCAGAGUCCAGGUCUGCCUCGGGAUAGAGGAGGCCUGGAGGAACCUGGCAGAACCUUAGCUAGACAUGCCAUGGUGUGCCAGUGUGCAUGUGCAUUAGCAUCUAUGUGUGGUGUGUGUGUGAGACUCCGUUCUAGAGGUCCACCAUGUUUACAUAAGAAUCCCUACCUGUCAGACCUGACUCCAUGAGGAUGACACAAUAUGCCCCACAUAAGCUGAAAAGGGACCUAAUCACAGUAUUUAAGCCUCCUGUCCUCAUGAACUCCACAGAGGUAGAAUGGGAGGUUGCAUUGGAUUUCUUUAACAUACAGAUUUGUACCUCUGACCUUGAGGAAAACCACAGUACAACAGGUUAAGAGGCCAGACCUAAUGGUGAUCAGACUGGUGCUCAGCCUUCUAAGCUAACAAUGCACAAAUUACUUGAAGUAUUUAUAUCAAAUAAGAAAAAGGGGGUUUGCUUGACAGUGUAAAAUAGUAGCAUGCUUUCUGUAAAAAGCAAGAUGCAAAACAAGUAUUGUCUGAUUUAAAACAGGUUAAUCAUGUAUUUUUAUACAUAUACAGUGGCUAUGUAUUUUACGGUACAAAAUAUUUUUUUGUACAAAUAAAUGUUAUUAUUGAUAAA
Molecule: messenger RNA, 1764 nt
Organism: Oncorhynchus nerka (sockeye salmon)
Lineage: Eukaryota; Metazoa; Chordata; Actinopteri; Salmoniformes; Salmonidae
Product: ADP-ribosylation factor-like protein 5B
Exons: 6
Coding region: 389-928 (179 amino acids)
Biological process (GO): protein localization to Golgi membrane; intracellular protein transport; vesicle-mediated transport
Cellular component (GO): cytoplasm; trans-Golgi network
Molecular function (GO): GTPase activity; GTP binding
Source: RefSeq, a predicted model, not a curated record